CUGGUUAACAUCAUAAGCCGGAACAUCUCGGGCCCCAAGGAAUGUAUGCAGUUCUUACAUUUAAUAGCCAAGGUAGCUGACUACACGUCGCAGAGAGAUACAAAGCAGGAUGUUAAUAUAGGUCACACAACAUUGUCUUGUUUUCUGCCAUAAACGUGUUUCAUACAUAAACAGCUAGUGUUAGCCAUGAGGGGUUGUGGUUGAGACGUUGACUGUUGGUCGAGUAAACAAUUAUGGCAGUGUGCUGUUGUACAUUUGGCUAUGGUAUGCAUAAGCACCAGCAAGGCUUACAACGACAACGAUGCUAUACCUGCUCAGUGUAAUAGGCCCAAUCCAGACAGAGGAAAACCUUUGUGUGCUCACGUUAUAGGAUUACACAUCUUACAGAGGCUACAGUGUAAAGACAAGCCUGCCAUAGCGCCUCCUGUGUUUGUUUUCCAAAAAGAUAAAGCACAGAAGCGAACUGCGGAGGGCUCAAGUGCAGAGGAUGGAGAAGAUUCAGAUAAAGACGAAGGGAGCUAUUGCCCCCCUGUGAAAAGGGAAAGGACGUCAUCGUUCCCACCCCCACAUUCUGAGGAGAAGCCUGUAGGAUUCCGUUUAAAGCCACCAACUCUCAUACAUGGACAGGCACCAAGUUCAGGCGUCCCAAGUCAGAAACCCAAGGAGCAGCAACGCAGUGUCCUCCGCCCUGCAGUUCUCCAGGCGCCGCCCUCUAAAUCACAUAUAGAGUCCAAUUCCAGUUGUGGAACCAACGGUGUGAAAAAGUCAUCAGAUGGGGCAUCUGUGACCCAGUCCUUCUUCCUGAACAACACAGAGCACUCAGCCACCCUGGCCAAGUCACAGAAACAUGAAAAUGAGGAAGAUGGAGCAAGUGGUAACAAAGACGGAGACGAAAGAGAGAAGAAGGAGACAGAUGUAGCAAUAUCUUUUGUGUUUGGUCAGAAUAUUAAAGACAGAGCAAAGUUGGAAGAGAACAGUACAGAAGGCAAGUCAAAGGAUGGUGUGCCGCUGGACUCUCAAUCAGAGGGCACUAAUUAUUUCUUACAGUACAUCUCUACCCCAAGUUCAGAAAAUGCCGCAAACAGUACAGACAGUGGGGCAAAAUUUGUUUUUGGGCAAAACAUGUCUGAACGAGUUCUGAGUCCCCCGAAGGGCGAGUCCUCAAAUGAGGAAAAUAAAGAAGUUUCUGCUGCCCCUGCUUCAGAGCCCUCAUCACAGGAAACCACCCCAGAGAAGGUGAACAGCGUGUCAGAGUCUUUGGAGGAGUCUGCAGCAGCUUACACCAAAGCCACAGCCAAGAAGUGCAUCUUAGAGAAAGUUGACGUCAAAACCGGAGAGGAAUCUGAAAGCAAUGUUUUGCAGAUGCAGUGCAAGUUAUAUGUUUUUGAGAAGACGGCUCAGUCGUGGAUAGAGAGAGGUCGAGGUUUGCUGAGGCUCAACGACAUGGCAUCAACAGAUGACGGCACGCUACAGUCCCGUCUAGUGAUGAGGACCCAGGGCAGCCUCCGGUUGAUCCUCAACACUAAACUUUGGCCCCAGAUGCAGGUGGACAAGGCCAGCGAGAAGAGUGUACGAAUCACUGCCAUGGACACAGAGGACCAGGGGGUCAAGGUCUUCCUAAUAUCGGGUAGCUCUAAGGACAUAGGUCAGCUGGCUGCAGCGUUACAUCACCGUAUCUUAGCCCUGAAGAGCAGGGCAGAGCAGGAGCCUGAGACCCCAACGACAACCAUCCCCGAUGCCGAGGUACCGCAGUCCAACGAGGACGACAGCGACGAGGAAGACAAUGCCUCUGCCUCAGCUUCAGCCUCCACUCCUGCUACGAGUAAUUCAGAGGGAGGAGAGAACCAGGCAACAGGAAGCACAUAGCGUCACUCUUGGACAGCCUGCUCAGAUGCUGCCGUUGAGGCAUUUUGCUGUAUGCAUCUCCAUGGACAACCCUUGACCAACAUGGGUCCUCCAGACCAGUACUUUUGGAUAUUAGAAGUCUAGCUCCAGGAAAUAACCCCUUGUGCCAGAGUGUUCCACCCAACUCGUGCAGUUCAUCUUCUCUGCAUUCAGCGUAAUAUCUGGAGUCGUUUAUUCCCUCCCUCUCCUGUUUUGUGUUUUAUUUUUGUUUUCGAGUAUUUUUUCCUCUCCCCGAUAGCAAAAAUAAAGACUUCAAAGCUUUGGUUUGGGACUUUUCUGCUCAUCAUAUUGAUGAGUGUAAGGGUGUUUUCCUCUACAUUUUAAAGUAUGGCACAUGUUAAGACUGCAGUUUCUACUUUGGGACCUUUUUACUCAAUCUACAGCCGUAUCUCUGGACGCCACACAUCCAGAGGAGCUUCAUUCACAGUGUAUUUGACUAGUCAUCAGUCACUUGUUCCUCCAUUGAGUCCAACCCUCCUUCUAUUCCCCAUCCCAACCAGUCUGUGCGUUAGGUUUUGGCAAAUGUAAUUUAUUUUGGAUUGUCCGUUUCAUGAGGCAUCUCAACCCAUAUGUGCAGUUUGUAAUGGCUAGCCAAGACCACUCAAGUUGUCAUUAAUAGCAGUUUCUUAUAUUUCCUAUUGACCUAUAUUAUAAAGAAUAAAAGACUGAAAACAAUGUGGUUUCUGCUAAUGUGAGUUAAUGAUGUCAGGACAAAACAGAAGAAUUCACCUCAAAUAUUUCUCUAAAUUAAUAAGAUGUUUGUCAUUCACCUUGUCGGUUUUUUAAUGAUUUUUUUUCCAAAUCAAGAAACUUGACUCAUCAGUCUCAUUCUGCAUGUAACUGUUACUUCUUUUUUUAUUCUUUUCAGCAUCCCAAAGGUUUACUGUGUUGAUACAUAUUUUUAUUUUGAAAAUAUACAAACAUUUUAUCCAUUUUCCUUUGGAAAAUAUGUUUGAAUGAAGACUUAAGUUGAUGUGUGGAAAAAUUUGAGUGAUAACUCUAAUACCCUUUGAAUGUCAUGUACAUUUGAAUAUAUCAUUUAGUAGCACACCAUGUUUUUCUCAUCUCCUCCAAAUACCCUCUUUACAAAAUAAACCAUUUUGGACUGACAUCUGGGA
Molecule: messenger RNA, 3023 nt
Organism: Perca fluviatilis (European perch)
Lineage: Eukaryota; Metazoa; Chordata; Actinopteri; Perciformes; Percidae
Gene: ranbp3b
Product: RAN binding protein 3b
Exons: 16
Coding region: 262-1866 (534 amino acids)
Biological process (GO): protein export from nucleus
Cellular component (GO): nuclear pore; cytoplasm
Molecular function (GO): GTPase activator activity
Source: RefSeq, a predicted model, not a curated record